GCACCCGAACCGACCGGCAGAAUCGACACGGAACUCAAUCGAACCGGCGAAAAGCUUCGGGACGCUGCGGCGCGUUGCGUGUGGGACUGACGAUACCUCCCUUCUCUGGCGGCGUCUCCAAGCAACCUUCUUCUUCGGACCAAACCCUCAGAGCAGAUUCAAGAUAUUGCUCAGAACAAAGAACUUGUCUGAUUAAGGGGAUGAGUGCUGUUCAGUCUAUUUUGUAUCCAGCUGGAGGGAUCAUCCUGAUCCAGCCAAAUAUUAAAAAUGUUGGAAACUCAGCUUCGGGAUAUUCAUAUUUGAAAACUUCACAUCUGCAUGCUUCUGCUUCAUGCAAAUUUCUGCAACAUAAGUUGCACCCAAGAUUAAUAUAUAAUACCUCGAAGAACAAAAGAAGUGCUUCAGUACUUGUUUUUGGAAAAAAAGGAGACUCUAUGAGUGACAACGAGGAAUUACUAAAGAAAACUCCGGGGAAGUUUAGAAGAGAGUUAACAGUGCAGGACUUGUUGAGGGAGUAUACCAAGAAAAAACAGUUCAGUGGAAAUGGUGGUGGUGGAAAUUCUUUUAGGGGCAGUGGUGAUGGUUCAGGUGGGCCGGAGGGCGAAGGAUUUUCAGCACAAUACAAGGAACUCCUUCAAGUGAUUUUGGCAACUAUUGGUGUUAUAUUUCUGUAUGUACUCAUAACUAAAGGUGAAGAACUGACUCUUCUAUGUAGAGACUACAUCAACUAUCUCUUUGGGACUAAAGCCAGUGCCAGAUUGAUCCGGACCAUGGAGAAAUGGCGCCAGUAAACAGAAGCAGCAUCCGGAAGGGAUCAUGAACAAAGAUUGGUCAUUGUCCAAUCUGAGAACACCUCUAGAGAGAGUUCUGAGCAAUGUCUUUUCCAGGGUUAAGCUGACUGAUCUGAUUCGACUUAAACAUUAUUGUUGUCAAAAUUGAAUGAUCUUUU
Zingiber officinale is the source of this 949-nucleotide messenger RNA. RefSeq lists its product as uncharacterized. Gene Ontology annotation, cellular component: chloroplast. Lineage: Eukaryota; Viridiplantae; Streptophyta; Magnoliopsida; Zingiberales; Zingiberaceae. The record is from RefSeq and is a predicted model, not a curated record. Bases 201 to 791 code for a protein of 196 amino acids. The transcript has 4 exons.